ACGACGAAAAAGUAAUUUUAUUUAGUGCCAAUCCUCUGAAUCUGAGAUUAAAUUUUUCGAUAAUUACUGGAAAAACACACAUGCCGAAUGCAUAUGAAACCAUACGAAUUUUGCGCUUGCACGAGCCUGCUCGUGUGGGCAGUGGAGCAUUCCUCAACUUUCUUCGGGAAUUCCGUUCAAAGAAUACCCAGCUUGAUCUGAAGACAUCCAUUCGUCGGGGUACAAACAUCUGGCAAACGAUGAAUAAUACCGAAAGAAGCAAGUAUGACUAUACAAUGCCAAGCAAAAGCCGAGAAGCCACUGCUCCCCAGGAUAAUGCCGACAUGUGCUGUAACAAGAAAAUGAAGAGAAAGUCCCCUUGUCCCAUGAAGAGGCCAUCUUGUCCCAAGAAACGUAAGCCACGUGGCUGCCCACGUAAGCCUGCUUGCCCCAUGAGAAAGAAGCGUGCAUGCGCCAAGAAACGUAAACCAGCUUGCCCCAAGAAGCGUAAACCAGCUUGUCGCAGGAAGCGCAAGGCCUGUCGCCCCAAGCGUAGAAACCCAUGCGCCAAAAAGCGUGUCAAGUGCAGCAAACCUGGUCCCGUUAUGAAUAAUGGGUAUCUGAAUUUCGUUCGAUCGUUCCGCAAGAAGCAUUGUGGUCUAAAGCCACAGGAAUUGAUCAAAAUGGCCGCGCGUGCCUGGUGCAGUUUAUCGGAAGAUAAGAAGAAUCGUUAUCGUCGCAUGGCCUGCAAGGUAACGAAGAGCUGUCGGCAUAAGCAUCGCCGUGUUUGCACUGGGAAGUAAGAUGUCCAAAGUUAUGCGGAGCUGUAUUGAUCCUCCAAAUCGUAGUCGUGUGUGUGUUCAUGUUUCCCCCCAAAAAAAAAGUAACUGCUGCUUACCAUGUAAUGUAAUAAUUUAAACUUGUAACGAAUGUAAUAGUGUGUAAAUUUUAAGUAAUUACAAGUACAAAUGUAAAAAU
Messenger RNA from Drosophila willistoni, 957 nucleotides. Its product is annotated as protamine-like protein 99C. The transcript has 3 exons. The record is from RefSeq and is a predicted model, not a curated record. Bases 81 to 782 code for a protein of 233 amino acids. NCBI's taxonomy places the organism in Eukaryota, Metazoa, Arthropoda, Insecta, Diptera, Drosophilidae. Gene Ontology annotation, biological process: spermatogenesis; sperm DNA condensation.